Wallemia mellicola CBS 633.66 is the source of this 971-nucleotide messenger RNA. RefSeq lists its product as hypothetical. The record is from RefSeq and is a predicted model, not a curated record. The transcript is spliced from 4 exons. NCBI's taxonomy places the organism in Eukaryota, Fungi, Basidiomycota, Wallemiomycetes, Wallemiales, Wallemiaceae. The coding region runs from base 117 to 929 and encodes 270 amino acids.
GGAGGUUUAUUAUUAUUUGAAUUAACUAGAGUGCCACUCCCACUUGGCUCAUCAUCGAAUUUUAUUUUGACCAUCCUUCAACGUUUCUCUUAAAAUGCGUCUUCUCUUUUCAGAAUAUGUUUAAAAGAGCGGUAAAGAGACAAAAGAGAGUAGAACUAGAGGAUAAGUUGGGUCUUAGAGAAGACUUGAGAGGUGCUGUAUCAGAUUCAGAUGAAUCCUCUGAUAGUGAGAGUGAGAGUGAGAAUGAGCAAAUUAGCAACUCAGCCAGCGACGAUGAGCAAGAGAAUAGCGAACCUAGCGACGAAGAAGGAGAAGAAAUCGACGAAGACAACGAAGAUGGUGUAGAAGACGAUUUAGACGAAUCAGAUGAGGAAUUAGAGGAAUUGUCUAUCAAUGAUGCACUGAUCAAUCCUCUCUUUGGCGAAUACCCACGCAAACGCUGUGCUAUUUGCCCAGGAAGACUCCUAACAUUUGAGAAAUUUGGCAGUCAGCAUUUAGAGUCAAAGGCGCACACAAGACGUUUAAAUAGAUUCUUCACCUUCGUGGAUGAGCAGAAGCUCAACAAAGACGACGAUGUUCACUCCACAAUUGACGCAUUCAAUCAGCAACUUGGAACUACACCAAAGGAGAAAUCAAAGAAAGAAGAAAAUCGCAUAAAAAGAGCGCGUAUAGCAAGACAAAAGCGUUUAGAACGCAAAUUAGAAGCAAAGAAGACACUCCCAGUACCAUUAGAUGAAGUAGAAAAGAAACAUGUUGAGAACAACUCCGGAGAUGCGCCCGACGCAGCCAAAGAAGCUAAAAGAGCCGAACGUCGCAUCCGCAAGAAGGCCAACAAAGCAAAAUUUGCAGAAGAACGGCGGCAAACUGAGAAGUCUAAAAAGGACACAACCGAUAAAGAAGAGAAGCAGAAUAAAAAGCGUAAAGCUUGAGAUUGUAUUAUAGAUCACAUGCUAUGUCAUUUUAAGUAACCG